Molecule: messenger RNA, 786 nt
Organism: Leptinotarsa decemlineata (Colorado potato beetle)
Lineage: Eukaryota; Metazoa; Arthropoda; Insecta; Coleoptera; Chrysomelidae
Gene: e(r)
Product: enhancer of rudimentary
Source: RefSeq, a predicted model, not a curated record
AGUCCAAAAAAGUACAUGAGAAUAUUUAUUGUCAAACUUCAAUCGUCACAAAUAUUGUUAGUUUUAAUUCAAGGAACUUUACAAAAACUUUCUAAGGGUGGAUUCAUUCAUCAGUCUCAAGGCGUCGUAUCACAAGUUUUAAGUAUUGAGAAUUUGUUUUUAUUUGUUAAUAGUAAUUACUUACACCUCCUGCACAUUAAUAUUAAAGCCCACACCAUUCUUCUGGUUCAACCAAGUUCGAAUCCUGAAUCACGUACAUAUUCAGAUUAUGAGUCAGUAAAUGAGUGUAUGGAAGGCGUAUGCAGAAUUUACGAAGAGCAUCUCAAAAGAAGAAACCCCAACACACCAACUAUCACAUAUGAUAUUUCUCAACUAUUCGAUUUUGUUGAUCAGCUAUCUGAUCUGAGCUGUCUUGUAUAUCAGAAGUCUACAAAUACUUAUGCUCCCUACAAUAAGGAUUGGAUAAAAGAGAAAAUAUACAUAUUGCUUCGACAGGCAGCAGGACAUGAAAUGUAACAUCAACAAACUGUUUAUUGUAUGUUGCAAUUAUUCAAGUUUUGUAAGAAAGUAUUUAGACUAGGUUAUUAAUGACUUUACUACUUGGUGUCAUCACGUCCACUCUGAGGGUUAAAUCUUUAAGAUUUUAAUGUAAGAAACAAGUUUUAGGUUUUUACGUUUUGAUAUUUUCAUUCUUCAGAAUUGACGUAAUCAACAAUUGUUUUUAUUUUUCAACAACUUGUAGAAAUACAAAAUUAUGUUGAUAUUAAAAUAUAUUUUCUUCGUGUA